AUUGGUCUAUUCGAGAGGUCAGAGGUUGAUAUGUAAAUAUCCAACAUGGCGGCGCCCGUAGAUGACAUGUUUUCUCGCUGCGUGGAUCCUGCCAAAGCCAGUAAUUGCGUGGAGGUCCGAUUUAUCGAUAAUGUUAAGGGCAAAGGAUUAUUCGCGAAAAGACCCUUCAAAAAGGGUGACACCAUUUUUAUUGAGCAACCUCUAGUCUCAUCCCAGUUCUUGUGGAAUGCCUUGUACAAAUACAGAGCAUGUGAGUACUGUCUGCGAGCUCUGGAGACGGCGGAGGAGAACGCCAGGCGCUUGAGUGGUCUGCCGGCUCUCAGUCUGCCUCACCCCGAGCUGUGUAAAGUGCGUCCGGAUCGACACCAGGCCUGUCCACACUGUCAGGUGAUGUACUGCAGCGCUGAGUGCCGGCAGGCUGCAUGGGAGCAGUACCACAAGCUCCUGUGCCUCGGCCCGUCUCACCGUGAUCCAGAUCAUCCGCUCAACAAGCUGCAGGACGCGUGGCGGAGUGUCCACUAUCCUCCGGAAACAUCCAGUAUCAUGAUAAUGGCAAGGAUGGUGACCACCAUUAAGCAGGCUCAAGAUAAGGGACGCUGGCAGAGGCUGUUCUCUCAUUUUUGUAGCCGUACAGCAAAUGAAGAGGAGGAAAUAGUUCAUAAAUUGUUAGGAGAGAAGUUUCAGGGACAGCUGGCCUUGCUGCGUAAUCUGUUUACUACAGCGCUGUAUGAGGAUCGUCUCAGUCAGUGGUUCACCCCAGACGGGUUUCGCUCUCUAUUUUCACUCGUUGGGACCAACGGUCAGGGUAUUGGCACCAGUUCUCUGAGUCAGUGGGUUCAUGCGUGUGACACGCUGGAGCUUCCCAGCCAGCAGAGGGAGCAACUGGACGCUUUCAUCGACCAGCUGUACAAGGACAUCGACACAGAAACCGGCGAUUUCCUCAACUGCGAGGGCUCCGGUCUUUUCCUGCUGCAGAGCUCUUGUAACCACAGCUGCGUUCCCAAUGCGGAGGCGUCUUUCCCCGACAACAACUUCCUCCUUCACCUCGCGGCCCUCAGCGACAUCAGCCCCGGAGAGGAGAUCUGUAUCAGCUACCUGGACUGCUGCCAGCGAGACAGGAGUCGUCAUAGCCGACACAAGAUCUUGAGGGAGAAUUAUUUAUUCGUCUGUUCCUGUCAGAAGUGCGUGUCCCAGAUGGAUGAUGCAGAUAUGACAUCCGAGGAUGAGGAGGAAGCGGAAGGUGAAGGAGAAACGGAGGGAGACGACAUGGAGGAUGAAAUGACCGAUGUGUGAUUGCACUCAGGUUUCUCGGCUCACCUGAACCACCUCACCUGUUUGUUUGUGGACUUUUCCGAUGUGAUCCUGACCCCAUCACAGGGCAUAAUAUCUCCAACAUCACACUUACAGUAGCAGUACGGUUAACUGUCUGGCUGUUAUAACCCUAAUAUCAAAGCCUAUGCAAAAUAUAAGUGCGCUAUUUUUAUCAUGUGCUUUUUUGUCAUGAUUUCUACCAUGCAAUGUCUCAAGAAUUAUGUUUAAUAAGACACUGGUUUCAUGUGCAGAAUUCAAACAUUCUUUGUUUUUGACACCAUGAUGUGCUUGAUAAAGCAAGUAGCUCCAAACAAAAACUGUGACCGAGCUUGAAACAUGAUCUGUCUGUGCACUAAUGGGUUAUACAUUAUACAAUAACCUUUCAAAAGAACACGAAUCCUCUGUUUUAUCACAUCUCAGAGAAACUGUACAGUCAUCGGAUCAAGAGAACUUGUUCAUGUUACUUUAAAGUGUCUGAAAAUCAACCGUUAAUCAAAACUGACCCUGUUUACUUAUUGUAUGCACAGAUUUGAUUCACCUUUCAAACGAUAUUUCUUUUCAGCUGACGUCACUUAGGUCACACGGGCACAGAAAAAAUAAAUCAAUUUAUAUCCAAAUAACUAGUUAGACAUUGUUUUAGGUUAUUGCUGUAGCCUUUCUGAAAUCUUGGCAAUAGUUAAUGUAAAUUUAAUUAAGGUUAUGACAAUAAUAACAGUAGUUAUAUAUGCAAUAGUAAGAACAACAAGAUUUCAAAAAGUGUGCAUCAGUGGUUUUUAUUUGUGUAGCACUUUUCACAAUCCAUAAUGUCUCAAAACAGCUUUAAAUAAAAUGUUUUAAACCAGUGAGAGAACCAUAAGAGAAAAAAACACAAGUUGUUUAGGUAGUGAAGGGAAAAACCUUGAGAGACUCAUUUAUCAUAUAUACUUAAAUAAACAUACACUAGUAUUAUUUUUGAGUCUCUUCUGCUCAUUUGAUCAAAAUACAGUAAAAACAGUAAUAUAUUAUCACAGUAAUAACUUCUCUCUUUGAAUAUUGUUUAGAAUAUCAUCUUCUUCUUUUUUUUUUUUUUUUACCCGGUGAUCAAAGCAAAGAAACAUUUCUGACUAUUAUCAAUGUUGAAAACAGUUGUGCUGCUUCAUAUUUUUGUGGAAACUGUGAUACUCUAGUAUUUAAAAGUUUGGGGUAAGUAAUGUUUAAAAAUAAUAAUAAUAGUUAGUUUAUGUAAGGAUGCAUUAAAUUGAUCAAGAGUGAUAGUAAAGGCUUUUUAAUGUUACAAAAGUUUUUUGUUUCAAAUAAAUGUUCUUUUGAACUUUCUAUUCAUCAAAGAAUCACGUGUCAUGGUUUCCACAAAAAUAUUAAGCAGCAAAUACUGUUUUCAACAUUGUUGGUCAUAAUAAGAAUUAUUAAUUAAUAAUAUUAAUUAAUAAUAGAGCACAAAUUCAGUAUAUUAGAAUGAUUUCUGAAGGAUCAUGUGACACUGAAGACUGGAAUAAUGAUGCUGAAAAUUCAGCUUUGAUCACAGGAAUAAAUUACAUUUGAAUAUAUAUUCACAUAGAAAACAGCUAUUUUAAAUUGUAAUAAUAUUUCACAAUAUUCCUGUUUUUACUGUAAUAAAUGCUACCUUGGUAAGAAUGAGAGAUUCAUUCCAAAAACAUUAAAAAACUUAAUUAUUACAAACUUAUGGCGUAUGCA
Messenger RNA from Onychostoma macrolepis, 3003 nucleotides. It is a transcript of the gene smyd5, whose product is annotated as SMYD family member 5. Gene Ontology annotation, molecular function: protein binding; histone H4K20 methyltransferase activity. NCBI's taxonomy places the organism in Eukaryota, Metazoa, Chordata, Actinopteri, Cypriniformes, Cyprinidae. The transcript is spliced from 13 exons. Bases 46 to 1293 code for a protein of 415 amino acids. The record is from RefSeq and is a predicted model, not a curated record.